Molecule: messenger RNA, 2091 nt
Organism: Ostrinia furnacalis (Asian corn borer)
Lineage: Eukaryota; Metazoa; Arthropoda; Insecta; Lepidoptera; Crambidae
Product: sodium-dependent neutral amino acid transporter B(0)AT3
Exons: 6
Coding region: 1-2091 (696 amino acids)
Biological process (GO): nitrogen compound transport; amino acid transport; sodium ion transmembrane transport
Cellular component (GO): plasma membrane
Source: RefSeq, a predicted model, not a curated record
AUGGCGAAUACGGCACAUUUGAUGAGGCGACAGAGUUCGCGGGAUCUGUAUGCCCAGCGUUCGAUAGAUCGGAUGGAGAUGAAGGAGUUGCGUGGGAGACUGGUGACCAUGGAGAAUGGGCAUCCGUCGCACCGCGCCCACGUCAUGUAUGGAGCCACCAACGAGGCUUUUGAGGACACCAGCCCGAAUAGACGGUCCCCCGACACGCCUACAAGCAAAGCCAGCUCUGUGGAAGAGAGAGGCAACUUGAAGCCUGAAGGAGGAGGGGUUGAGAGAGAAUCUUGGGACAGCAAGCUUACAUUCUUACUGGCGACUGUUGGAUAUGCCGUCGGGUUGGGCAACGUGUGGAGAUUCCCGUAUUUGGCUCAGAAGAACGGGGGCGGAGCGUUUUUGAUUCCGUAUUUCGUGAUGUUGGCUAUCGAGGGGAUUCCGAUAUUUUAUUUGGAGCUUGCAAUUGGGCAAAGGUUGAGGAAGGGGGCUAUCGGCGUGUGGCACCAGGUGUCUCCCUACCUGGGGGGCAUUGGGAUCAGUUCUGCGGUGGUGUCGUUCAACGUGGCGCUGUACUACAACUCGAUCAUAGCCUGGUGCCUGUUCUACUUCGCGCAGAGCUUCCAGGCGGAGCUGCCCUGGUCUGAGUGCCCGAAGAAGUACUUCAGUAAUGGGUCUUAUAUCUCGGAGCCGGAGUGCGCGGUGAGCAGUCCCACACAAUACUUCUGGUACCGAACCACGCUUCAGAUCUCCGAAGACAUCAACCACCCGCAAAGCUUCAACUACAAAAUUGCCUUGGCCCUCGUCAUCGCCUGGAUCCUCGUCUACAUGUGCAUGAUCAAGGGCAUCGCGUCCUCAGGGAAGGUCGUCUACGUAACCGCGACUUUUCCCUACAUAGUACUCGUUAUUUUCUUCUUCAGAGGCAUAACUUUGAAGGGCAUGAGCGACGGCCUGAUACAUUUGUUCACGCCGAAAUGGCACACGAUUCUGGACCCUGUUGUCUGGCUCGAAGCAGGCACGCAGAUCUUCUUUUCGCUUGGCCUCGCGUUUGGGGGCUUAAUUGCAUUUUCCUCGUACAAUCCCGUCGACAACAACUGCUAUAGAGACGCGAUAAUGGUCUCUAUGACGAAUUGCUUAACAUCGAUGUUUGCUGGGAUAGUAGUUUUCUCGAUAAUUGGUUUCAAAGCCACUAUGGUCUACGAGAAGUGCUUGGACGUGAGGAACGAGACUUUGUUGGAAUUGGUCAUGCCCCAUUUGCCGGAAUGCGAUUUACAGAAGGAAUUGGAUAAUACGGCGUCAGGCACAGGCCUGGCCUUCAUAAUCUUCACAGAAGCCAUCAACCAGUUCCCCGGCGCGCAGUUCUGGUCGGUCCUGUUCUUCCUGAUGCUGUUCACCCUGGGCAUAGACUCCCAAUUCGGGACUCUAGAAGGAGUCGUCACCUCCAUAGUGGAUAUGAAGCUAUUCCCGAAUUUGAGAAAGGAGUAUUUGACGGGUGGUCUAUGCCUGAUCUGCUGCCUUUUGUCUAUGGGCUUCGCGCAUGGAGCGGGCAGCUAUAUCUUCCUGCUCUUUGACAUGUACAGUGGAAACUUCCCGCUGCUGAUCAUAGCGUUCUUCGAAUGUGUGGGGAUCGCGUACGUGUAUGGUGUGAAAAGGUUCGCCGACGACAUAGAGCUCAUGACGGGCCAGCGUCCAGGGAUAUACUGGCUCAUUUGCUGGAAGUACCUGUCUCCCCUGGCGAUGCUCUCCAUCCUGAUAUCCUCCUUCGCGGAACUAGCCAUGGAGGGGUCAGGGUACGAGGCCUGGAUGAAGAAUGAAGGGGACACCGUGAAGAAACCCUGGCCCUUGUGGGCGGUGAUGCUUGUGUUGGUGCUGGUGCUGUCUUCUGUGCUGUGGAUACCUGGACUUGCUAUCUGCAGGUACUUCGGUUUCCCGAUCAUCGACGACGAGGAGCGCGCCUGGUUCCCAGCAGAAGAGUUGCGUGACUUCCACGGCAUCGAACCCCGGCCCGUGUCCGCGACUGAGACAUUACUGUUCUGCACCAAGCCUGAUGGCAGCGAGAGCUGCUGCUGGCCGGGGUGCUGCGAAACUGAUGAUGAUGAGUAG